GGCAACACAUAUUCCAAAGCUAGGGAGAUCUUGAUGAGGGACUGAUGCUGGGGGUGGGGCACAGGGUUAGGAAUUAUUAGGUGAUUUGGUUAAAAAGCAGAGCCUGCCCUGCUGUGUGUGUAGUGAGAGAGCGACAGUUUGAGGUUCAAAGAGGAAACGUGUAUUUAACUGUGUCAUCAUGAAGUCAUCGCUGAGUGGUUCGGGUCAGUCGGUCGGUUACCAGUCGACAGGGUCCAUCCAUCCAGCGGACAGCGGUGCGGUCAACAUGGCGGACGUCUUGGAGAGUGGCAGGGCGGGUGCAGGCUCUGUAGUAGGAGCGGGCAGCGUGGAUUGGCAGAAGCGUUGCGUUGCCCUGGAGAUGCAGCUGCUCAGGUUCCGUCUGCAGGCGGGGAAGAUCCGAGAGCUGCUGGCCGAGAAGAUGCAGGAGCUGGAGCUGAGGGUGACAGAGUCUGACCAAAGGGCUGAGAGCGCUGAGAAACAGGUCCAUGUCAUGGAAGAGAAGCUGAAAUCUGCAAACAUACAACCCAGCGAAUCAGAGAACUUGUUGUACAGAAGGUACCAGGACCUGACCAAUCAGGUGCAGGAGAAAGAUGCAGUGAUAAAGAGAUUAGAGGUGCAGCUGGAAAAACAGAUCUUAGUCAGAGCCCAGGAGGCUAAGAUUAUUGAGGAGAAGGCUGCUAAAAUCAAAGACUGGGUUACGUUUAAGCUACGAGAGAUGGAGAUUGAGAACCAGCAGCUGAAGAUGUCUAACCUGAAGCAGGCAGAACAGAUUAUGAUGCUGCAGGACAAACUGCAAGCUCUCCUGGAGAAGCAUUCAUCUCCCCUACCCCCCACCUCUCCAUCCACAGACACCCACCAAGUACCCUCUACCCCUCUGUACCACCCAUGCUGUCCUGGGACCCCGCCUGCCCAGGAGGAGACAGGCUGGGGGAUACAGACAUGUCCAGGGGACAGAGCAGAGCAGCCCUGUAAACCCAGAGGGGACAGAGGAGACGCAACAGGCCACGGCACUGUGACAGUAACCCUGCCAGACACUCCCUCUCUGGGCAGCAGGGGCAGGGAGGCUGGGGCUGGACCUGGUAGUCCUGUUCCAACCACUGGAGGUCAGGACCAACCAGAAGGUGGCGCUACUCCCAGAGAUCACUCCUCGGACGAGCUCAACAGCAGGUUCCGCUCCCAACGUCUCCACUCCUCCUCCUCUUCCUCUUCCUCCUCCUCAUCUUCCUCCGCCUGUGAAACAACCCACGGGGGUCCCAGGACCCCUGAUAUCCCUACAUCCACCUCCACCCCCAAAAACCCUCUCCUCUGCCGCUCUCCAUCUAACUCCCAUCCCUUCCAGGCCCACACCCAGCCCCUGGCACUACCCUCCCAUACUGGGACCAGCAUGACCCUACCCAAGGUGCGGACGCCUCUGACCCCCCGAGACAGCAUCCAGCUGGUGAAGAAACACUACAGUCAGCCCCAGCCUGGAGGUCUGGACUGGCUGCACCACCUCAAUGUCCCCAGAGACAUCAUGACUGCCUCCAGCACCCAGGGCCCUGCGUCUCCCUCCACCUGCAGUCACUUCCUGCAGGGCCCUGCGUCUCCCUCCACCUGCAGUCACUUCCUGCAGGGCCCUGCGUCUCCCUCCACCUGCAGUCACUUCCUGCAGGGCCCUGUGUCUCCCUCCACCUGCAGUCACUUCCUGCAGGGCCCUGCGUCUCCCUCCACCUGCAGUCACUUCCUGCAGGGCCCUGUGUCUCCCUCCACCUGCAGUCACUUCCUGCAGGGCCCUGCGUCUCCCUCCACUUGCAGUCAUGUCCUGGUGGAGACAGAUAUAGAUGACGGGCUGCCUGACGGUAUGGAGGGGGUGGUAGAGGAGGCCGGGGCAGAUGGUCCUCCCCAGGAAGGUGUGUCGUUUGUUGGGUUGGCUGAGGAUCUGGAACUGCUGGAUCGGGAGGUCCUGAAACCCCCCACCCCGCCUCUGCACCGCUUCCCCUCCUGGGAGAGCCGUAUCUAUGCGGUGGCCAAGUCAGGGAUGACAGUAUCAGAGGUGACCGCAGGAGCCAGAGGUCCUGGUCCAGGAUCCAGUUUACCACAGUACCCCGCUGCAGGACCAUUUACUCACCUGAUUUACAGGAACAUCACUGUGCCAGUGUAUACCACCCUGAAAGGGAAAGCCACUCAGAUCAGCAGUGUGCCCCUGCAUGAAGAUGACUCUGGUUCGGAGGAUGACAGUGGCUCUCUGGCCAGCCUCAGGACCUCCACCCUGGGCCCAGACAGGAAGGGCAGCACCCCCGGGAGCCCCCGCGCCGUCAAGAGGGGUGUGUCCAUGUCUUCCAUCAGCUCUGAAAGUGACUAUGCCAUCCCUCCUGAUGCCUACUCCCUGGACUCUGACUACUCUGAGCCAGAACACAAAGUCCAGAGAACAUCCUCAUACUCCUGUGAGAGCCUGCGAGAGCCUGAGAUGCUGGAGAAGUCAGGCUACCUGCUGAAGAUGGGCAGUCAGGUUAAAGCCUGGAAGAGACGCUGGUUCAUCCUGAGGAAUGGAGAGAUCUUCUACUACAAGUCUCCAAGCGAUGUGAUACGGAAGCCUCAGGGUCAGAUGGAGCUGAACUCUUCCUGUCGGAUCGCCCGUGGAGAAGGAGCACAGACCUUCCAGUUGAUAACAGAGAAGAAGACAUUCUUCCUGACGGCUGACUCUCCCAACAUCUUGGAGGAGUGGAUCAGAGUUCUACAGAACAUCCUCAAGGUCCAGGCCAGCAGCCACGUCGCCAUGGAGACCACCGCCGUCAAACCCACCGUGAGGGGCUGGCUCACUAAGGUGAAGCAUGGCCACUCUAAGCUGGUGUGGUGCUCUCUGGUCGGCAAGGUGUUCUAUUAUUACAGAAACCAGGAUGACAAGCUCCCCCUAGGCCAGCUGCGGAUGCGUGAGGCGGUGGUGAAGGAGGUGGACAGGUCAUGUGACUCGGACGAGGACUACGAAGCCGGUGGGCGUGGCUUCUUGUCAUCUCACUGUACCCUAGUGGUCCACCCCAGAGAGCAGAGCCCCACCUACCUGCUCAUAGGCACCAAGCAAGAGAAGGACACCUGGCUGUACCACCUGACAGUCGCGGCAGGCAGCAGUGCCAGCUUCAAGGUGGGCACAGAGUACGAGCAGCUGGUCGGGAACCUCCUAGACGUAGAGGGAGAUCCAGACUCUGCGUUGUGGAGGAGUGAGGCUCUAUGUUUCUGUAAAGAGGGCCUGCGCUCCCCUCUCACCACUCUACCAUCUGAAGCUCUGCAGACUGAAGCCCUCAAACUCUUCAAGUCCUGUCAGCUGUUCAUCAACGUGCUGGUGGAGUCUCCCUCCAUCGACUACCACAUGUCCCUGGCCCAGAAUGCAUUGCAGGUGUGUCUGACGCACCCAGAGCUCCAGAACGAGAUGUACUGUCAGUUGAUUAAACAGACCAACCGCCGCACACCACACAACUCCUCCCUCACUCAGUGCUGGCAGCUGUUGGCUGUGUGUGUGGCUCUGUUUCUGCCUCAGCAACACUUCCUGUGGUACCUCAGACAGUAUCUGCAGCGUCAUGCAGACCCCAGGAGUGAGGUGGGGAAGUAUGCUGUGUACUGUCAGAGGUCUGUGGAGCGUACCCUACAGAACGGAGAGAGAGAGGCAAAACCAUCACGUAUGGAGAUCCUGUCUAUCCUACUGAGGAACCCUUACCACCACUCACUACCCUUCAGCAUCCCUGUCCACUUCAAGAACAUCACCUACCAGGUGGUAGGUUUCGAUGGCUCCACCACAGUAGAAGAGUUCCUGAGCACCCUAAACCAGAGGGUGGGCAUGAGAAAACCACACCUGUCAGGUUUUGCUCUCUUCACUGACGACCCCUCGGGGAAUGACCUGGAGCACUGCCUGCAGCCCAGCGUCAAAAUCUGUGAUGUCAUUUCCAAGUGGGAACAAGCCCUGAAAGAACUGCAUCCUGGAAAAUACGAGGGCACACGCAUCGUCCGUCUGACGUACAGGAGCAGGUUGUCUUUCCGGGCCCAGGCUAAAGGAGAGACGGAGCGUGAGCGCCUCCUGCUGGCCUACCAGGUGAAUGACGAGGUCCACCAGGGGCACUUCCCUGUCAACAAGGAGCUGGCUCUGGAGGUGGCUGCUCUCAUGGCACAGGUGGAGCAUGGUGAUCUGGACCGUCCAGCCCCUUCCUCCUCCACUAGCUGCAGCUCUCCUCAGCCCAAAACCCAACAAAUCCUCCUACAGGCCCUGGAACGCUUCUACCCCAAGCGCUACAAACAAGACUGCAGCAUUGACCAGCUCAGAGAUCUAUCGGAGCGUCUGGCCACUAAGUGGUCAGUCCUGCGCGGCUGCAGUGCCUCAGAGUGUGUCAGAAUCUACCUGACCGUCACUAGGAAGUGGCCGUUGUUUGGUGCCAAGCUAUUCCAUGCUAAGCCUUUACCCCCCUCGUCUGUAGAGCAGUCCCAGGUCUGGCUAGCUGUCAACGAGGAUGGACUGUGUGUGCUUGACUAUACCAUGCACCUUCUGGUCACGUAUUCCUACCAAUCAGUGAUCACCUUUGGCGGUUGCCGUGACGACCUGAUGGUGGUGGUGAGCCAGACCAAAGAGCAGGGUGGAGGGAAGAAGAGUGUGGAGAAACUGGUCUUCUCUAUGGCUAAACCCAAGAUCUUGGAGUUGACUCUGUUGAUGGCCAGCUACAUUAACUACUGGACGCCCAGCCUCCCUGGCCCCCCUAUAGCCCAGCACCAGUCCCCAGGACCAGGCUCCCCUCUGGAGCCCCGCGGGGCCGGGACAGGGGCUGCGAAGAUGUGGAACCUGGACAGCAGACACUUCCCCUCCAUGACUUACACCACCAAGGGACCCACUCUACUGUGAAUAUGUCAAACUUCUUCUAUGUUACUCUCAUCCCCUCUAGCCUGAAGUGGAUUCUGUUCCAUAUACACAGGACAUUUCAUUUCUGAAGAUAGUUUUUAAAAACCGUUUAGCCUUGAAAAAGGAUCGAUACAUACCCUAUUUCUUGACCUUGGCUGUCUGGUCGUUAUCCACACAGUGAGAAAUAACCUCAGUAUCUGGCAGCUUCUCCCUUCAGCCUCAACUCUUCCCCGCCACUCGUCUCUUCCAGAUACAGCUGUGUCCCAAAUGGCACCCUAUUCCCUUUAUAGUGCACUACUUUAGACCAGGGCCCUGUGGGAAUAGGGUGCCAUUUCACAUACCCUCUGUCUUUUUUAAAGGGAAAAAAAGCUGUUAAAAAAGGAAAGACUUGAUUUUCUUCUGGCUCUUUGGUACCUAAUAUGGAGCUAGGAAGAUUUACGUAUUCCUUAAACUAAGGAGGCUUGAAGUGGCGUUAACCUCUACGGGAUCGGUGUCCCGUAUACAGGACGGUUGAGCUAAUGUGCGCUAAUGUGAUUAGU
Molecule: messenger RNA, 5394 nt
Organism: Coregonus clupeaformis (lake whitefish)
Lineage: Eukaryota; Metazoa; Chordata; Actinopteri; Salmoniformes; Salmonidae
Product: pleckstrin homology domain-containing family H member 1-like
Exons: 31
Coding region: 179-4858 (1559 amino acids)
Cellular component (GO): cytoskeleton
Source: RefSeq, a predicted model, not a curated record